AGUUUCUAACGUAAUAAGCUGCAAGUAGAUGGAUGGAUAAAUGGAAAACGUAAUGCAGUAUAAAUUCACAACACUGAGCCCUAGAAUGGAGUUUAAAGUAUAAAAACAUACCGGUAAAAUUCUGAUGCCGGAACUGAUGCACUAGUUUGCUAUUUUACACAUAUUUCGUAGCCAUAUGGCCCUGCAACUUUAAGAUAUACUUCACUUGUAAUCCACCACACAGCUUUAACCUCAUUUUGUUUAAUAUUCACUCACUUUUCGUAAUAAAUUCACUUUGUUUUGAGACCCUGCGUGGGUUAGAUGUGUUCUGUCACUUCUGACAGUUUGACGUUUAUAAACUGGUUGGGGAAGAUUUGAGUCACAUAAAUACCCGUUCAAUGAAAAGUUUUUUUUUCUUGUCGGAGAAAAUCUGAUUUCAUUUUCAUUAAGAUAAAUUAACAUUAUAACAUGUAAAGUAAUUCUAGGAUAUUGGUUUGCAAUAAAAUUUAGCUAAUAGUUUGGUUUUGUUUUUCUUCUGCGGCGUUAGUCGUGUUCUCAUUUGUCUAUGAUAUGGUCAUUAGCAAAGGUGACUAUUUGCAUUACGGGGUUGAAGAUUCGUUUAAUGUAAGUUAAUUUCUUCUUUCCAUACAAAAAUACUUAGAAUUUUAAAAUGAGGGGUAUGUUGUUAUUUGUCUUAAUUUUUGGUGAAAGUUUUCACAAUCUAAUAUUUCCUUUUCUUUGGUUGGAUACGUGGCUAAGGUCUCGGGCCACCAUUGAAAUAUUGUGAUUGCCUGAAGUGAAUCGUAGCUGACAGCAUGUGAAAUUAUGAGAUAGUUAAUAUCCCAGGCAAUCUAUUCAUUCCGGGCCGAGCCCGUUAAACUCGAUUAACCUAAAAAUGUAAGCCGCCCUUACAAAGAAAAGUAAACAGCCAGUUUAUUUCGGUGAGUUUUGGUAAUAAAACAAGUGUUGCUCGGAGGUUAUUCCUUCAUGUUCUUUGUCCAGAACACCGUUUCUUAUUAUUUUGUAUUACCUUUCCAGCCUUCAAUCUUCCCAUCGCUGCCACGUGAGAACGUGACGGUGACAUCCAGAGGAAAAUAAGGAAAACACCCAGCCUUUCUGGUAAGUGGUUUUAUCUCUGUUACACCAAAAACCCCUAAAAGCAACCCCGCGAUUAAAAAUAUAGAAUUAAUUAAAACAACAAGUUACCGAUUUCCAAAAUUAUCUCACCUGGUUAUUUUGUUUGUCCACCAGGGUGUUUUUAUCCGGGUAUAUGUUCCCCAUACUAUCCUGCUACUAUCCUGGUAUUAUGUCCUGAACUGGAGUUAGCAGUUUGCUGCCAAAACUACUCGUGAGAGAAACCGCCCAAGUUUGUGAAACGGAUUAAUACCUAGGAUAUUUUACAUUUAUAACAUAGCAUUUUUAAUUAAGGAUAUCCAUCCAGGAAUAAGACCAAUAUAAUUUUGUGGAGCGAUAUAAAUAUAUAUAUUUCCUGUAAUAAAACUUAAAUUAAAUACUUCCACCUCCGUUAGACUGUACGAUGGUGAUAGAAAAUAAGAACUUAGUGAAGGUUGUUCUUACAAUAAAUUAAUUAAAUUAGUUAUAGUUGUUUCUUUCAAUUGCGAUCAUUCGUUAGCUAAAAGAGUGAGGAAAGGGGCGCUCUAAAAACUUAAAUUUGUUCUUUAGUACUUUCGUCAACAAGUUUCAAUAUAAAUACCUACCUCAUUCUUUGCUCCCAGGCGAACGAUAUCCCAUGACCCUGCUCGAGUUCUUUAAAUUAGCUGAGGCAUAAAUAAAACGGGUGUCCGAACUUAGCCACAUAGAAAUAAAGUUAUUAUCCGAACUUACCCCAACCUAUGUGCAUAGGUGAAAGACACUGUUACAUGUUUCUAGGGACCCCUCUGUGGUGCCGAACAUUAUAAGUGGCGUUCCCAACGUUGAGCCUUAGGGAGAAUAUCGCAAUUGGAAAAAAUAAUAGAAUUUAUUACUUUAGUAUUAGUGAAGGCGAAUAUCUGGCUGUACUUUAAUUUAAUAUAAGUUGUAUUAUCUGCUGUAUUGGCGAACAUUUGUUGGCUAUUUACAAUUAUUAUUAUUGACAAAUUUAAGCUUAGAAACUUAAAAUAUUCUGUGUUACUUGUCAUAAAACUUAAAAAAAAAAAAAUUUUUUUAAGCUUAUAAACUUAAACAAUUAGAAGUGUAACUCCUUAUAUAUAGAGGUUGUAUAUCAUACAAAAUAAUUUUGGAAAUCUUUUCUUAAUUCGGACAUUUCGAUAAAAGUAUACCGUACUUUAAAAACAAAAUGGAUUUCAUAAAAGCAGGUUGCAAAAUAACGCAUUUACACAAAGAUGAAAUCACACACGAGUUGGCGAUUCGUAGGCUUCCAGUAAAUCCAGUUUCCAGAAGGACCAGUUUGUGUCAGGCGUUAAAAGAAACAGCCGAGCUUGCUCGAAAGGGUAGUUUGAAAUUUCAAGACCUUGUCGUCAACGAUCCAGUGGGAGAAAUCAAGCUGUGUCAGGAUAAGAUUCAGGAAAUUGAACGCGAAGUAUCUGAUGAUAUUUCGGCAGUCGCUAAGGAUAGGUUACUUUCGCGUUGCAAGUACUUAAUAUGUCGUCUCUCUCGGUUGGAUCAAAAUCUUGAGGAAGUUCAGCUACUGAAAGGAACAGUAUCUACUAUUAUGGAACGGUUGCUGGGAGAUGACUCGUCAGCCUCUUCUGAAUCUGACGGAGAAGAUCCUGCGUCUGCUGUAGGUGACCGAAUUGUCCGAGAAGUGGUAUACAAACCGGAAAAGAUUUUUAAUAUAAAUUCCUUGAACUUGAAAUUCAAAGGCGAUACUUGCGUUCGCUCUUUUUUGUCGCGGUUGGAGGAACUACGCGUUGCUCGUAGGAUUUCCGAGAACCGAAUUUAUAGGGGUUUCCCCGAGAUUCUUGAGGGACCGGCGUUGUCAUGGUUUCGAUCUCAGCGUACAGACUUGUUGUCCUAUCGGGAGGUAGUAUCCGCUUUAAGGGAAGAGUUUGAUAUUCCAGAUUUGGAUCAUCUUCUUUUACAAGAGAUUAGAAACCGGACACAGGAUAAGUCCGAGACUAUCGUGUAUUUUGUCUCCACGGUGCUGGGAAUGUACGACCGUCUGAGCCGUCAGGUUCCUGAAGAGGAUAAGCUGGACACGCUGAUGCGUAAUAUUAGGCCGGAGUUUUCGAAGGAUUUGGCUCUUCAUGAUGUCAGGUCCAUUAAACAACUGAAAGACUUGUGUAGGAGGAUUGAAUUGGCUCAAGUUAAGGCAAAGCAGUUUCAUGAACCGCUGUUAUCAAAGAAAUCGGGGUCGUCAUCCCUAGGUACUGAGGAAAAUAAGGGUGAGACUAGAAAUAGGUUUGGUUCUGCUCGUACUUCUAACAUGUCUAAGACUUUUGUCGCUGCUGUAGGGCAGACCUCUUCCGGAAGGAAUGACCUUUUCUGUUUUCGUUGCGGGAAAACCAAUCAUCCUACUAGGGCGUGUAGAUCUUCUAGGGAAACUGUGUGUUUUAAAUGUGGUGCGAAGGGAGUUCGUACCCCUGAGUGCCCAAAAUGUAACCCGGUUCCAAAAAACUGAAUAACUUUGUCUCUUCUAAAAAGAAAACAUCCCUCCUAUCCACUCCUGUACAAGUAGAAGAGACAAUUCAUUUUAAUCCUCCACAGGGUGAUAAUCGACUUUACUUGCCUUUGAAAGUAUUUGACUUAACAGUGAGAGCGUUAUUAGACUCAGGAUCAUCGGUUAGCCUUUUGGGUCGCGGUAGCCAGUCCAUUUUCGAAUCGGUAGGCAUCCCAGUACAGGAACGCGACAAACCUCUUUCUUUGAGGGUGGCCGAUGGCCAUCCACUCUUAAUUACUCAUUACAUGAUGAUACCUAUAAACUUCAAAGGUGAAUUAAAAUUAAUACAUUUUGACAUUCAACCGAAUAUUAAAAAUCGGAUGAUUCUUGGCCUCAACUUUUGGCGUGCUUAUGAUUUAAUUCCGGAAAAAAUUAAAGAUGUAGUAGAAACUUUUAAUGAUGGACGCGUCUCUUGCAGUGCUACCUUACCCAACGCGUCGGGAUUAAAUGAUUAUAACAAUUUGACUCACGACCAAAAGAAUCGUUUAGAAAAGGCUAAAAAAUUGUAUGAACAAAUUGAUACUGACAAGGUAGGAUUGGGAAAAACCCACCUCAUAGAACAUGUUAUAGACACGGGUAAUGCACACCCGAUUAAACAAAAAUAUUACCGUCUUAGUCCGGAUAAGCUUGCGGCUUUG
This is a messenger RNA of Leguminivora glycinivorella, 4236 nucleotides long. RefSeq lists its product as uncharacterized. NCBI's taxonomy places the organism in Eukaryota, Metazoa, Arthropoda, Insecta, Lepidoptera, Tortricidae. The coding region runs from base 2276 to 3559 and encodes 427 amino acids. Gene Ontology annotation, molecular function: zinc ion binding; nucleic acid binding. The record is from RefSeq and is a predicted model, not a curated record. The transcript has 2 exons.